Acanthocheilonema viteae is the source of this 1746-nucleotide messenger RNA. The record is from the annotation of a GenBank genome assembly. NCBI's taxonomy places the organism in Eukaryota, Metazoa, Nematoda, Chromadorea, Rhabditida, Onchocercidae.
AUGGGUAUUGGAAUCGAGAAAAAUUCAAUAUCGAUGGGUCAACGUAUUGCCAAGCAUCACAUGCAAUCCGGCGUUAAACUCUAUUACCAACGACGUCAUCAACAAGCUAUUGCUCGCUGGCGAGCUGCUCUUCGACGACUUACAAAUGCAGAAGAUCGUUUUAUAACGCUUGGAUAUAUGGCGCAAGCGUACUGCGAUGCAGGCGAUUACAAGGAAAUGUUACAAUACACUUUGCAACAAACCGAACUGGCAAAUGCGCAGCACGAUGAGUUCAUGAAAAGUGAAGCAUUUCUGAACUUGGCUAAAGCAUAUGAACGAUUGGCCGACUUUGGCAAAGCAAUUGGCUAUGGUCGUGCUAGCCUGCAACAUCCAAGCAUGGAUCCGGGAACUCCUGGUCAUGCACACCUUGUUGUGGCUUUGUCCCGGCUUGGAUUCAGUCAAUUUCAAGCAAGCCUGGAAGCAUUUGAGAAAGCAAUGCGUGUGGCGAAUCAGUAUUCCGAUAAAUUAUUGGAAUUGCAAGUAUCUGUUGGACUUGGAGUACUCUUCACUUUGCUCAGGGAUUUGUCAAAAGCGAUUUUAUUCUUGCAAAAUGCAUUAGCAAUAUUGGAAGGUGUAACGAUCAAUGAUGUGCAUGCGAAAUAUCGUAGCGUUGUACUUUAUCAUUUAUCAGUUGUCUUAAGAAGAAGUGGUUCAUUGAUAAAUGCUAGAGCAGAAGCAUUGAAAUUGGCCCAAGAAACUGACAAUCGAUCCGUGUAUGCUCGUUGUUUAUGCUCUAUAGCCAAUAUAUGCCGAGAUUUGGGUGAAUCUAAAGCCAAGGAAACUCUCACUAAAAGUUGGUCACGUUACGAAGAAGCAUAUCGAAUAAUGCGUCAAACAAAUGACCGUAUGGGUGAAGUAUUAGUUCUCGGUAGUAUGGCUAAGUCAGCUGCAGAAUGUCGUACUUUUUAUACCGGUAAAUGUGAAUGUCAGGCCAUUCAACUCAAUAAAAAAUGCUUAGAAGUAGCUAAAGCGAUUGGAUGUAAACAUGCAAUGAUGAAAUGUCAUCUAAGAUUGCAAGAUCUUUACAAUCAGCUAAAUGAUGAAGACAGUGAAGAGUUAGCCAGAAGGGCGGUAACAUCGUUAACACAAGAAAUGGAGCUAUUUUGUAAUUUUUGUGGACAACGCUAUGGAUUACGUGAUGAUUCAUUGCAGGCACUUCGAUGCUCACAUAUUUUUCAUGAAAGAUGUUUACAAAUAUAUUUAGCGGAAUGCCUGAAUCCAAAUUGUCCGAAAUGUCAAUGCAAAGCGGUGCUAAUGGAAAGUGUAUCAGUAAGUACACCAUCCGUUUCAUCCAUCAUCAUUAGCUCACAAUUACCAACUACGUUUUCCGAAGACAUACCAAUGGAAUUCGACAAUCGGACAACAGAACCGUUUGACACUAUCAGAUUAUCUGUGAUCGAAGAACAAACUUCAGGUCAACGACAUCCAUUUGUUUCAUUAUCACGUUCAACAUCUCGAGAAUUAAAAACUACUCAGAUCGAUUCCGAAUCAUCGCAAACUUACACCACUGCAGUACCUCAAACUGUCAGAUCUCUCUCAAUGAACACACAGUUCAAUCCUAAAUUACUGCCGCUGCCAUCAAAGCUAUCCGUUCGUAAAAUCGAUGAUACAUCGCUAGUUUCUUCAACGUUAAACUAUUCGGAGGAAGAAUUGAGGGAAGGUGGACCAUUAGUACUGUCACGGAAUCUUACUAUCACUGAUGUAUAG